GCGGCCCGGCCCGGCCGUGCCCCCCGGAGCCAGAAAGGGCCGCCGGCCCCUCGAGGCGUGGCGGGUCCACUGCCUGCAGCUAGGCAAGAGAGCGGGGUGGAAACUUAUUUCGAGUGGGGUGGAGAGGGGAGGGCAGGGCAGGGGGUGGGGGUCGGGCAGGGAGGUAUCAGCUCCAGGAAAUGUGCCUUGGCAGCAGUCGGACGGGCGCUCCUCCGCAGUUUGGUGCUCUCCGCUCCGAAGCCGUCCACGGGGUCGAGGAUCUCUCCCCAACCUGGGCAGUGCCGGGGGAGACCAAGCUGGGGAGGCAACAGCUGCCGCAGGACCCCCCUGGAGUUCUGGCUGCGGACACGUCUCCCGUCGGUUGUCCUCAGGAAGGCACCGCCCGGGACGCCCCAGGCGGACGGCGAGGCCCCUUCACCCUGCCCGGCUCCCCACCAUGCUGGACGGGCUGAAGAUGGAGGAGACUUUACAGAGUGCACUGGACCCCGCGGCUCCCUUUUCCUCCCUUCUGGGCAGAGCCGCGACCCCUAAGUCGGUGUGCGAAGGGUGCCAGCGAGUCAUUUCGGAUCGGUUCUUGCUGCGCCUCAACGACAGCCUGUGGCAUGAGCAGUGUGUCCAGUGUGCAUCCUGCAAGGAGCCCCUGCAGACCACCUGCUUCUAUCGGGACAAGAAGCUCUACUGCAAGCUGGACUAUGAGAAGCUCUUUGCAGUGAAGUGUGCCGGGUGCCUGGAGGCCAUUGCGCCCAGUGAGCUGGUAAUGCGCGCCCAGAAGAGUGUCUACCACCUGCGGUGCUUCUGCUGCUGUGUCUGCGAGCGGCGCCUGCAGAAGGGUGACGAGUUUGUGCUGAAGGAAGGGCAGCUCCUCUGUAAGGGCGACUACGAGAAGGAGCGGGAGCUGCUGAGCUUGGUGAGCCCGGCUCUGUCGGAUUCUGGCAAAAGUGAUGAUGAGGACAGCAUCUGCAAAAUGGGCCAAACCUCAGGGAAGGGCAUUGAGGAUGGGAAGGAUCACAAGCGGCCCAAGAGACCCCGGACAAUCCUGACCACACAGCAGCGGAGGGCAUUCAAGGCAUCAUUUGAGGUCUCCUCCAAGCCCUGCAGGAAGGUGCGGGAGACGCUGGCAGCCGAGACAGGGCUGAGUGUCCGUGUGGUGCAGGUCUGGUUCCAGAACCAGAGAGCAAAGAUGAAGAAGCUUGCCAGGAGGCAACAGCAGCAACAACAGGAUCAGCAAAACACACAGCGCCUGAGCUCAGCCCAGACGAAUAGCAGUGGCAGCACGGGCCUGGAGGGGAUGUUGAACCCCUACACAACUCUGCCACCUCCCCAGCAGCUGCUGAGCAUGGAGCAAAGUGUCUACAGCUCUGACCCCUUCCGGCAAGGGCUCACCCCACCCCAGAUGCCCGGAGACCACAUGCACCCCUACGGCGCUGAGCCCCUCUUCCACGACUUGGAUAGUGAUGAUACCUCACUGAGCAACCUGGGCGACUGCUUCCUUGCCACGGCAGAUGCGGGACCGCUCCAGGCACGAGUGGGGAACCCUAUCGAUCACCUCUAUUCCAUGCAGAACUCCUACUUCACCUCCUGAGCAUGGAGUGGUCCCCGGCACGGGGCAGCCCAGGCCACCGUGCUGCCCGCGGGGGGGCUCCUGAGCCUGCGGGGUUGGGAGGGAGAGGGGGGCGACCCUGCCGGGAUGCUGUCAAACAAUGUGUUGUAGCUUGGGAUUCCCAAGGAACGAGUUAAGUUAUGGGUUGCAUAGUUUCAUGUUUCUCUUAGGAGCCUAGGAUUAGGGACAGGAGUGUUUUUUGCAGCUGGCUGGUGGAUUUUCAAGUUUCAAACGGGCAACCAAAUUUCUCAUUUCGGCAGGGCGAAAGGCAGGGGGAGGGGGAAACCCUUCCCGAGGGAGCAUCCCAGCGCCCUGUCCCGUCCACCCCGCCUUGAAUAGGAGCGUCAGCAAGGACAAAACUACUGCUCUUCACGGGGGAGCCCCCCUCCCGCCCCUCCCAGCAUCAGCCAGGCUUCGAAAUUUGAAAAGCUGACCACGCUUUUGGGGAGCCACGGGGGGAGCUUUGCGGCGGGGUUUCUCUCUGCUCCCGCCACCGGCUGGAGCGCUUUGCUGUUUGAACAGAGAGACUUUUGAGAUAGAUGUUGCCAUGCGAAUCUAGAAAGCUAGAAACCCCUAACGUCGUCCCCGCCGCCGCCGCCGGGGCCGUGUGUGU
Pogoniulus pusillus (Red-fronted tinkerbird) is the source of this 2213-nucleotide messenger RNA. It is a transcript of the gene LMX1A, whose product is annotated as LIM homeobox transcription factor 1 alpha. The record is from RefSeq and is a predicted model, not a curated record. NCBI's taxonomy places the organism in Eukaryota, Metazoa, Chordata, Aves, Piciformes, Lybiidae. Gene Ontology annotation, molecular function: DNA-binding transcription factor activity, RNA polymerase II-specific; RNA polymerase II transcription regulatory region sequence-specific DNA binding. Bases 437 to 1582 code for a protein of 381 amino acids. Gene Ontology annotation, biological process: regulation of transcription by RNA polymerase II; neuron differentiation. Gene Ontology annotation, cellular component: nucleus. The transcript has 9 exons.